UGCUUAGAUGCAGCGGUGACACCGUACACAUUUGCGAAAGGACCCAGAUUCAGGUGUGCCAGGCGACCUCUGCCGGCAGCGCAAGCAAGUGAAAGUACAAUGAGCAACUUAAAGUGAUCAACCGCUAAUCAGGCGGAGUUCAGGAUAUCCCUUAUUGGAAGAGACUACACAUGCUUGCUCAUGGACGAAAUCUAUGCCCGCUGUACGGCGGUGCACAUUCUACCCCAGAGCCGUCCCGAGGUAAGCGGCGGGGGAAGCCGAGCAAAAGCAUAUUACAGCCACCGACGUGCAUGCGCAUUCGGUACCACGAAGAGGUUCUCGGCUUCCCGGAGGGGUUUCCCUUCAGUCCACAGUACGGAUUCUUGGUUGCCGAUACCUUGCACCACCCGUUCGAUCGUGGAGAGUGGGCUCUCUGGCCAGACGGUGAAAAUCUUGUUGUUCGCUUCUUCUAUCCUUCCAAAGCGCUCGAUCGCUCAUAUCACGGUAAACUCAUUGCGCUGUUACGCUUCCGUGGGGCUCCCGAGGGUCGCCCGAACAGGAAAAUGCUGCUCUUUCACUAUCAACAGCCCAAGAAAAACAUUGCGCAGGUACAAGUGACAGGUGUAGGUGGACUCAGCAUCGUGGGGGAAACGGUGUUGGUGGGUGAGACUGUGGCUAUACGAACCCACGUCUUCAGCCCAAUUGUUUCAUUUGAUCGGGCAUAAUGCAAUACACGCAUUACAAGUGUAUCAGCCAGUAAAAGCGGGCGUGAGUAGCAAGUGGCUUUGCAAGGAAGGCAAAUUAGGAUGUUGAAUUAACCUGAUUGUAAGGAUACAGAGAGAAAGAGGAAGACAGGAUGAUGAUGAUGAACCCAGGGUGCGGCAGCCUGUUAGAUCAGCCUUCAGUGUAAGGCUGUCCACCCGAGCCCCAUUCUUGGCAGGGUCGCAGAGGAAGUUGACACCAUGUCGAAGCAAAGUGGGCGUCAAUUCAGUCUACGCACCAGAUCACGCGCGAAGCAUGGUCUGGAAAUCAAUAAGUUGUUA
This is a messenger RNA of Tilletiaria anomala UBC 951, 1022 nucleotides long. RefSeq lists its product as uncharacterized. Lineage: Eukaryota; Fungi; Basidiomycota; Exobasidiomycetes; Georgefischeriales; Tilletiariaceae. The coding region runs from base 171 to 704 and encodes 177 amino acids. The transcript is spliced from 5 exons. The record is from RefSeq and is a predicted model, not a curated record.